AUGAUUGUACCCAAUGUUUGCAUGCGCGUCCGCGUUCUGCCGGCAGAAUCGCGGUCUCUUCUCGACCUGCGCGCCUUCCUGAUGCCGUCAUACAGUCUCAUGGUCGCGGGAUUCUUCCUUGGCUUCAUGGGCUUAUACAUGCCGUUCUUCUAUGCACAAACCUACGCUAUUCAAGAACACAUUACGAGUGAGAGCAUGGCAUUUUACCUCCUCGCCAUCAUGAAUAGCACGAGUGUCUUUGGACGUAUAGUGCCAAAUUUGUUCUCCGACAAACUCGGCCCUUUUAACGUCGUAAUCCCUUGCUGCAUAAUCUCUGGCGUUCUCUGCAUAUGCUUCAUGGGUGCCACCUCCUCCGCCGGCAUCAUCGUACUCAUGGCAUUCUACGGUUUCUUCUCCGGAUCUUUCGUCUCGCUUCCACCCGCCAUCGUAGUUCAGCUGAGUAGUGACGCGCGAGACAAGGUCGGCACAAGGAUGGGUCAGGCCUUCGCUGUCGUGGGUGUGGGGCUGCUGAUUGGAACGCCGAUCGGAGGUGCGAUUCAAGAACAAAGUGGUUUUGCUAGCUUGUGGGUGUUCGGAGGGUGUUUGUUAUUCGGAUGUGUGCUGUUGCUUAUUGCUGCUCGGGUGGCAUUCAAGGGGCGGAAGAUCAUGGUCAAAGCAUGA
Molecule: messenger RNA, 660 nt
Organism: Alternaria viburni
Lineage: Eukaryota; Fungi; Ascomycota; Dothideomycetes; Pleosporales; Pleosporaceae
Exons: 2
Coding region: 1-660 (219 amino acids)
Biological process (GO): transmembrane transport
Cellular component (GO): fungal-type vacuole membrane
Molecular function (GO): transmembrane transporter activity
Source: RefSeq, a predicted model, not a curated record